UAGUGAACAAAUCCGUAACCCGCGCGGUAGCGUUCGUUAGCCUCAUCCCGCCGUCAACGAUCACGCUAAAGCCCUGCUUCAUCUCUCUCGCUGGAGCUUCAACCCUAGAUCCCGAUGAAGGAGUUCAACGUGAAUGGAAGUACCCUCUCGCUUGCCCUCUUCACCGAUGUCUCUAAUAGCAAGGAAUUAUUGAAUUUGAUUCAAGAAGGAAAAUUGGAGCCAGAAGUAGCUCUUCUGAACGCGUCACUGAUUCCUGAUGUUUUCCCCAUUCUAGCAGCAGCUCAUAAAGCAGUUUUAGAUAAAUCAAGGGAGUCACUGAAAACACGGUCACUUCAUUCAGAGCUUGUUUAUAAUUACUCAGGAUCCAAACAUAUCACUGAGUCAUUGAAAAGAUGUGGAAUUUCAGACAACACAACCUACAUUCUUGCAGCUCGUUUUAGUGCUGCUCACGGCGAGAUGAAAAAUGUGGAGAAACUCAUCAAAGGAACAGAGAUUGACUUGGAAGAGUUGGAAGCUAGGGCCGAUCACUCUCAGAUUAAAAAGCAUUAUAAAAUCUCCAUCCAAGAAUUAGAGAUAUCUUCAGUCCCUGAUGCAAUCACAUGUAGGAUUGCAGCUCGAGAUGCCCUGUGAGAGGCUAUUCUAAUUUUAAUGUACUGGUACUAAUAUUUCCCACCUUUUGUUGAGCCUAUGAUCAUCAUUCAGAACAUGAAUUCUUUCAUAUCAUUCAAGGGCAAUAUCUGUCAUCCAAGUAAUCUGGAAAGUGGAUUUACCCCUUACAUCUUUAUAUUGUUUGUAACCAAAGAUUGGCAAAUAAUGUGUAUUUCCCUCCUUUGUCUUCUUAAAACAUUGAGGAAUUUAUAGCAUUUUUCUGUUGUUGAGGAUGCAUGAA
This is a messenger RNA of Dioscorea cayenensis subsp. rotundata (Guinea yam), 889 nucleotides long. Its product is annotated as EKC/KEOPS complex subunit TPRKB. Gene Ontology annotation, biological process: telomere maintenance via recombination; tRNA threonylcarbamoyladenosine modification. Gene Ontology annotation, cellular component: nucleus; cytosol; EKC/KEOPS complex. The record is from RefSeq and is a predicted model, not a curated record. The coding region runs from base 115 to 630 and encodes 171 amino acids. The transcript has 6 exons. Lineage: Eukaryota; Viridiplantae; Streptophyta; Magnoliopsida; Dioscoreales; Dioscoreaceae.